Messenger RNA from Dentiscutata erythropus, 577 nucleotides. NCBI's taxonomy places the organism in Eukaryota, Fungi, Glomeromycota, Glomeromycetes, Diversisporales, Gigasporaceae. The record is from the annotation of a GenBank genome assembly.
AUGUUCCAAAUGGCAUGUGCAUUUUGCUUUGCGAUACAAACAUAUGCUCAACUCGUCCUUUUUCAUCAAGCAACUACAAGUUCAUUAAAGAGAUUUUUUCAAUGUUUUGUGAUUAUAUAUCCAAUCGUUAUGUUAAGCAUACUUAUUGGAUUAUCACUUCGUUUUCAUACUGUUAAACCAAGGCGCAUGAAUUGCGACGUAACUGAUCCUGCUUGGGUUAGAUUAUUUAGUUUUUCUGGAAUUAACCAACUUUGUAGUAUUCCAGGUGUAAUUUUAAGCGGCCGCGCCGCUUAUGAAGUAUAUAAACACAUGGAUCUACUUAGGUCUAGUUCCUCUCAUUCUAAUUCCUCUACUGAAGUAAUCACUCAAGAUAGCAGCAUUCAGCGACCCAAAUUUUCUAGAGAUCCUUUUUCUAAAAAAAGUAAAUCUUAUAGUGUAACAAAAGCUGCUGCUAUUCGAAUGGUCACCUUUUCUCUUUUAUUUGCACUUAUCAAUUUAUUUGCUUGUAUAACUAGUUUUUCAGCAAUUUUUAAAGAUGUAAGCAUAGAUAGAGAACCUUCUAGUGUUGAUUUUGUUG